Messenger RNA from Branchiostoma belcheri (Belcher's lancelet), 1356 nucleotides. Its product is annotated as melatonin receptor type 1B-B-like. Gene Ontology annotation, biological process: G protein-coupled receptor signaling pathway. The record is from RefSeq and is a predicted model, not a curated record. Gene Ontology annotation, molecular function: G protein-coupled receptor activity. Lineage: Eukaryota; Metazoa; Chordata; Leptocardii; Amphioxiformes; Branchiostomatidae. Gene Ontology annotation, cellular component: membrane. The transcript has 8 exons. The coding region runs from base 1 to 1356 and encodes 451 amino acids.
AUGACUACGGAAGCAUCGGAUCUGCCCACAGCGUGGCCAACUGUCCAGACCUUCGCCAUGGACAUCGCAAACGACAGUACGCCGACUGCGUACGACAGCACGCCGACCUCAUACGACAGCACGCCGACCGCGUACGACAACUUUACAACCCCUGCAGCAAGCCUGUCCCCGGCGACUUACAUCUGCGUGGCAGAACUCUUCGCAACCGGAUUCGCCCUCAUCAGCUGCAUCGGUACCAUCGGCAACCUGUUGGUCAUCACGUCCCUCCUGGUCAACAAGAAGCUGCGCACGUCCCUGAACGCGUUCAUCACCAGCAUGGCGAUGGGCGACCUCAUCUUCGCCGGCGUACACGAGCCUCUCUCCGCACAGGCCCUGGCGCGGGGAGGUCUGACCUACCGGCCGGGGCUCUGUACAGUACUGGGGGCCGCAACCGUGGCGAGCGCCAGCCAGUCUCUCAUAGCGUCCACCCUGAUCGCCGUCAACCGCUUCAUCCUGAUAGAGUAUCCGUACACGGUGUACAAGAAGGUGUUCACGCCGUGUAACACGUUCUUCAUGAUCGCCGGGUCCUGGACGCUGUCCAUCCUGGUUGUCCUCCCUCCGCUGCUGGGGUUCGGGCAGCUCGGGUACAACCGUGCCUCGGCCAUCUGUGACUUCGCCGUGGACAACCCGUCAACUUUCACCUACUUCAUGACCAUUCCCGGCGUCCUGGUCUUCCUGUCAAACGGUGUCACCGUCGUCUGCUACUUAAAGAUAUACCAGAAGGUAAAGCAGAGCGCAGCGAACGCACACCGCGGCCCGGGCCCGAACACCGGGGGCGGCCGGCGGCAGGUCCCGGGGAAGGUCCUGCACCAGACCAAGCACAUGUUCGUCAUGUUCGUCACCUUCUGCGUCUGCACAACGCCCUACUCCAUCUUCUACACUAUGGACAGAGACAUGAAACUCUCACCGUGUCUCUGGCAGACUCUCACCUUCCUCUUCGCCUGCAACAGUUCCAUCAACCCCGUGAUCCACACGUGCCGCAGCCGGGACUACAGGAACGCGUUCCGCCACAUCGUGUGCUGCGGGAGGAGGCGGAGACCGGCCCACGUCGCCAAGGCCCGCAGGAUCACCGUGGAGGAACAGAGGAACGUCCCGGCGGCAAAGAACACCCGCGCACCGGCGGGGGCCCGGCCGGGACCCGGGGGCAGCCCGCCGUCGGAUUCUACAGACACCAGCCCGCUGCAGCAGCAGAGAGGCAGCAUCGCGGUCACUCACCGUUCAGGACAGCCAGUGUCUAGACAUUCCACUGGGUACAGGACCGGUUUCCAUGGCGGCAGAGUAGAGCUUUUCGAGGAGCUUCCCGGAGUUAGCGUGUGA